UGAUAAAUGGUAUAAAGUCCAAUGAUGUAGGACUCCUUCUUUAUGGCCCGAGCACUGAUCAAGGAGGAAGGUCUGCUGUGCGGUGGUAGCUCUGGCAGUGCCAUGUCUGUGGCUGUAAAGGCUGCCCAAGAGCUGACAGAAGGACAGAGAUGUGUGGUGAUCCUGCCGGACUCUGUGCGGAAUUACAUGUCCAAGUUCCUAAGUGAUAAGUGGAUGACACAGAAACAGUUCCUGAAGAUGGAGGACCUGGAGGAGAGUAAACCCUGGUGGUGGAACGUCAAGGUUUCGUCACUGUCUCUUUCUGCCCCACUGACCGUCCUCCCAACUGUGAGCUGCAGCCAGACGAUCCAGCUCCUCCGAGAGAAAAGCUUUGACCAGGUUCCCAUUGUGUCCGAAUCUGGGCUGGUGCUCGGCAUGGUGACACUAGGGAACAUGCUGUCUUCUGUGCUGGCCGGGAAGGUGAAACCCUCAGAUCCUGUCUCCAAAGUCAUUUACAAGCAGUUUACACAGGUGCAUCUCAUGGACAACCUGGGGAAACUUUCCCGCAUCCUGGAGACGGAUCACUUCGCUCUGGUGGUCCAUGAGCAAAUUCAGUCAGAUCACGAAGACGGCUCCUCUAGUAAGAAGCAGAUGGUUUUCGGUGUGGUGACUGCCAUCGAUCUCCUAAAUUUUGUGACCCGGGAGCGGGAACGACGCUGCAGUGAAUCCAGUGACCGGGACCCAAGUGAAAGGAGCAGACAUUUCAGCGCUUCUUAGAUGGGAGGGUUGCCGCUGUUUGGUGGGGGUCUGAAGGUCCCUUAAUUUCAUGUCUGAUCGCUUUGUAUUUUGUAGAAGAGGUGACAAUAAACCAAUAAAUAUUA
Messenger RNA from Bufo gargarizans (Asiatic toad), 860 nucleotides. Its product is annotated as cystathionine beta-synthase-like. Gene Ontology annotation, molecular function: cystathionine beta-synthase activity; cysteine synthase activity. Gene Ontology annotation, cellular component: cytoplasm. Bases 43 to 756 code for a protein of 237 amino acids. Lineage: Eukaryota; Metazoa; Chordata; Amphibia; Anura; Bufonidae. The transcript has 7 exons. The record is from RefSeq and is a predicted model, not a curated record.